Panicum hallii is the source of this 4158-nucleotide messenger RNA. RefSeq names its product glycine-rich domain-containing protein 1-like. The record is from RefSeq and is a predicted model, not a curated record. NCBI's taxonomy places the organism in Eukaryota, Viridiplantae, Streptophyta, Magnoliopsida, Poales, Poaceae. The coding region runs from base 377 to 3865 and encodes 1162 amino acids. The transcript is spliced from 10 exons.
ACUCGCCACCGGACGUUUCUCCCUGUUUAAAGGCGUCAAGCAAAGUACUGAAACAAGAGACGGGAAGCUGCAGUACUGUACUGCACCGUCACCAUCCGCUUGCUUCACGGCGCAAGCCAGCGAAACGGCCCCGGAUCACCAGGUUCCGGUAGCAGCUGACACCACCAAGCACGGCUUUCUGUUGGGAUUCCAGUGUUGCAAGGAGCAGUUCAGUCAGUUCCAAAAGGAGUUACUUGCACAGGGCUUUCUUUCAGCUGGAAAACCGGCCCUUUGAUCAUUGCAGGGAGGGCCACAGACAGCUGCAGCAGAGGCGCCACUCUCUCACAGUUCGAGCUCUCGUCACCUGCAGCCUCUCAGGCGGCGACGGGAGGUGGGGAUGGACGGGGAGCAGGCGGCGCGGUGGGUAGCGGCGCAGGAGGGGGUGCCCGUCGGCGCGGACCUCGUCGCGGCGGCGCGGCGGCAGCUGGAGUUCCUCGCGGCGGUCGACCGCCGCCGGUGGCUCUACGAGGGCCCGCUGCUCGACCGGGCCAUACGCAGGUACAAAUCUUGUUGGCUUCCCCUUCUUGCAAAGCACACUCAGGCUCCUGUUGUGGAUGGACCCUUGGUUGUCCCUCUUGACUGUGAGUGGAUCUGGCACUGCCAUCGCCUUAACCCGGUUCAGUACAUAAGGGACUGCAAGAAAAUAUAUGGCAGAAUACUGAACAAUGACAAUGUUGAGUCGUCCAUUGGAACAAAAUCAAAGAUUCAGUCAGAGAAAGUUUGGAAAGAGUUGUAUCAUGAGGAGCCCUUUGAGUUAGAGUACACAAGUUCUUCUGAAACCACCAUGGAUGUGAACCCUGGAGCUACAGAGGGCAUUUCCUAUGAUUUGAUUUCAGCUGUUAAGAGACAGUCUUCUUUCUAUUAUCAGGUUGGAACGCCAACCAUGCAUGACCAGCGUUUUCUUGUUGAAGCGUUUGCUCGAUACAAGGGAUUUCUAUAUCUGAUCAAGAUGAAUCAAGAUAAAGGAGUGCAGCGAUUCCGUGUACCAACCUACGAUGUGGAUCUCAUGUGGCACACUCACCAGCUGCAUCCUGUUACUUACUGCAAAGAUAUGUUGAAGCUUCUUGGCAAAGUUCUGGAGCAUGAUGACACCGACGCUGAUAGAUCUGAAGGGAAGAAGCUUGAUGUCGGAUUUACAGAGACUACUGAACAGUUUGAGAGUAUCUUUGGUGCAAGAUACUGGAAGGCUGGAUGUAUGUACCGUGGCAACUUGCCGUCUCCUGUGACAUCCACUCCUCAGAUAUUCAAUACUGAGGUUGGUAAUGGAUCUGACAUCUGCAAAGCCCAGAAGGAUCUUAAUGUUCUGGACAUCAUAUUUGUAGAGUUAUAUUUGCAAAUUGUAGACAUCAAGAAUUUACCAUCUGCUGUUCCAAAAGAAAAUGUGUAUGUAUGGUUCACCAAGAAUCAAUCAGAUAUGUUUAUCAGUGACGGUGGCAGGUUGGAUAUUUCAACAGUUACAGGGAAGACUGGAGCUAGUUUGCAGUGUGAACCUACCGGAGAACUCAUCCUCACAGUAAUGGCUGAUCGGGCAUCUAAGAAACCAGAACCAAUUGGGAAGGUUUCUAUCCCACUGCAGCUUCUUACAGGGCCUGAUUCUAAGCUCUCCUUUGAAAGGUGGUUUGAACUGAAAGCUCAUGGUGGGCAUGCCACUUCCCCUCCUGUUAGUCUUCGUGUUGCAGCCUCUGCUACUGUCCCAUGUAGCGCUCAGAAGGUGUUUAGCAUGGUCAGGACGGAGCCUUUCUCUCUCAAGUCCUGUCUUUUGCCACAUUCCAUCAAGGAUCAGAAGAUGGUCAGCUGGACUCGUUUCUUGUAUGAUUGUGGUACUGAGCUUAUCCGUCUUCAGAUAAGAGAGCACAAGGUAAAGAAUGCCAUGGCUUGCAAGCGGGAAUUGGUUGGAGUACUGAAGUCGCGAAAGGAGCAACUUCAGCUAGCAGAAUUCAGAGAAAAUAAAUGGACACUGAAAAAUUCAAACCUGUCGAUCAGCGGUUGCACUGAUGGCAGUAUGCUCAACCUCAAAGGUGACAACCAACUGAUCAAGCUCUACCAAGGAAGGAAACUCGAAUAUGAACGUAAGUGCUGCAAGUGUCACUCCGAGGAUGCCUCGGCUGUCACCGCUGUGAGGUUCUGUGCUGAGCACCCAUAUGGCAAAGCUGUGGCAUUGCUGGACACCGAAUCUCAGUUGAUGAUGGUGAAUGAGGCUGAGUUCCUACUUCCAUGGAUCACGAUAUCGUUCCUGUUCAUGGAUGCGGACGGCCAAGAUGGUGUGGAACUCAUCAGUAGUGCAGUGGUUCAGAAGUCUGUAGUGUCCGGAUCUGACACAGCCAUAGUUUCAGAGACACAUACCCUUGGAGCUAGGAGCACGGCAGUGGCUCCUGUGCAAUGUGGCACUUGCAGUACGGCUUUGGGUGGUGGAAAGGUCAUGGCAGGCUGCAAGACUGACCAUGCUAGCUCUGAUGCUUGCCCAGCAGCUGUUGCAAGUGGCGAGGAUGGCCAUGCUGAGUCUGCUGGCUGUGGGAGCGGCUGUGGUGGUGGAAACUGUGGACCCAUGGUGGUUGAGGAUUCCAAGGCAGACAAUGCCAAGUUCGGAGGCUGUGGUUCUGGAUGUGGUGGUGGCUGCGGUGGCGGGGGAGGCUGUGGCACCUUGUUGAAAGCUAGCACCAUGACUGACGAGGGUCAGGCCAAGUCCAAGUCGGGAGGCUGUGGCUCCGGCUGUGGUAGUGGAGGUGGCUGUGGCACCCUGUUGAACUCCAAAGCUAUGGACAGGGAUAGCAUGGUCAUUGAAGGCUCCAAGGUAAGCCACAUCAAGUCUGGAGGACGCGGUUCCGGCUGCGGUGGCGGCUGUGGAGGCGGUGGCUGCGGCACCCUGGUCAACUCCAUUGCUACGGUUGGCCAAGGCCUGGCCAAGUCAGCUGGCUGUGGUUCCGGGUGCAGUGGCAGUUGCGACGCCAUGGUCACUGAAGGCUUCAAGACAAGCCAUGCCAAGUUCAGCGGAUGUGGUUCUGGCUGCGGUGGCGGUUGCGGAGGAGGCAGCGGCUGCGGCACCCUAUUCAACUCUAGCAGUGCGGCUGGCCAAGCCAAAUCUGGCGGCUGUGGCUCUGGCUGUGGUGGCAGAGGCUGCGGAACCAUGGUCGCUGAAGACUCCAAGACUAGCCAUGCCAAGUCCAGCGGAUGUGGUUCUGACUGCGGUGGCAGUUGCGGAGGAGGAGGCGGCUGCAGCGCCCUAUUCAACUCUAGCACUAGGGCUGGCCAAGCAAAAUCUGGAGGAUGUGGCUCUGGCUGUGGCAGCGGAGGCUGCGGUGCCAUGGUCACUGAAGACUCCAAGACCAGCCAUGCCAAGUCCAGCGGAUGCGGUUCUGGCUGCAGUGGCGGUUGUGGAGGAGGUGGUGGCUGCGGAACCCUAUUCAACUCUAGCACUGCUGCCGGCCAAGCCAAAUCCGGCGGCUGUGGCUCUGGCUGUGGCGGCGGAGGCUGUGGUGCCAUGGUCAUUGAAGGCUCCAAGACCAGCCAUGCCAAGUCCAGCGGAUGCGGUUCUGGCUGCGGUGGCGGUUGCGGAGCCCUAUUCAACUCUAGCACUGCUGCCGGCCAAGCCAAAUCCGGCGGCUGCGGCUCUGGCUGUGGCGGCGGAGGCUGCGGCAGUGGAGGCAUGGUCAUGGAGGGCUCCAAGAGCAACAGGUCUGGAGGCUGUGGCUCCGGCUGCGGUGGUGGGUGCGGCAAUGGCAUCAUAUUCAACGCGAGCAGCACAAAGGCUGGCGGCGAGGGCCACUCCAAUUCAGGCGGCUGUGGUUCAGGCUGUGGCGCCGGUUGCGGCGCCGUGUUCAAUGCAUGAACCAAGCUGCUGGCCAGCGGUGGCGGCUGCGGUGGCUGGCUGUCCAGUCCCUGGCGAUGGCGGCUUUGGGAGCUCUUCCGUCGGCUCACUGCAGUAGGCGUGAAUUCCCAAUAGGACAAAGAUACAAAAGAACGACGGCGUGCAUUGGUGUGCGUUGAGAAUUGAGGUGUGUCUUGAGCUUGUAAGAUAAAUAAUCAUGUGAAUAACUAAAUAAUUGCUUGGUUUUACUGGCAUACAUGAAUACAUCUCACUCUGACGAGUCUUGCCCAGCGCAGGGCGUUGGGUUGGUCGUG